Messenger RNA from Penicillium atrosanguineum, 1023 nucleotides. Its product is annotated as HpcH/HpaI aldolase/citrate lyase family protein. The record is from RefSeq and is a predicted model, not a curated record. Bases 1 to 1023 code for a protein of 340 amino acids. The transcript is spliced from 2 exons. Gene Ontology annotation, biological process: oxaloacetate metabolic process. Gene Ontology annotation, molecular function: magnesium ion binding; catalytic activity. NCBI's taxonomy places the organism in Eukaryota, Fungi, Ascomycota, Eurotiomycetes, Eurotiales, Aspergillaceae.
AUGGCUGCCCGCAACACCCUCCGCCGCUCGUUGCUAUACGUCCCUGGAUCCUCCCAGCGCUUUCUUGACAAGUCACGCUCUCUAGCAGCGGACUGUGUCGCAUAUGACCUGGAAGACAGCGUCACUCCGCACAUGAAGGCGGAGGCCCGUGGCUUGGUGCGGAGAGCCAUCGACCAGCCCGCACCAGCAGGAAUUCGGGAGCGCGCAGUCCGAAUCAACUCUGUGGAUAGUGGAUUGGCGUUGGGAGACCUUACAGAAGUCGUGAGUAGCUUCAAAGAGGCACAAUCACCCAGGGCAAGAGCUAAUCCUGAACAACAGCUCCAAUCGCCUAACCUGACCACCAUCGUUAUUCCCAAGGUCAAUUCCGCCUCAGACCUUACCUUCGUCACAGAUGUAAUCACGCACACCCUCGCCGCACAACAGCAGUCACUGGAAUCACGCCCUCCGAUCUCCCUCCUCGCCCUCGUCGAGUCCGCGAAAUCACUAACUAAUCUAUCUCAAAUUUGCUCCGCUUCCCCGCUCCUCCAAGGCCUAAUCUUCGCAGCCGAAGACUUCGCCCUAGAUUUAAGCAUAACGCGCACGCCCUCCCUAUCCGAGUUCCUCUUCGCGCGCUCCGCAAUCGCGACAGCCGCUCGCGCGGCCGAUCUCCCCUCAACAAUCGAUCUUGUCUGCACAUCCUACAAAUCCGACAAAGCAGACGGAUCGCCGCCAGCUGCAUUAGAAGAGGAGUGUCGGGAUGGUAGGAGAUUGGGUUUCAAUGAGAAGCAGUUGAUCCACCCGACGCAGGUGAAGGUUGCGAAUGCGAUUUUCGGACCUGAUAUUGAGGAGUCCAAGUGGGCUAUGCGAGUUGUUAUUGCGGAUGAGAAGGCUGCUACUGCGGGGAGGGGGGCUUGGACUUUAGAUGGGAAGAUGAUUGAUGUGCCUGUUGCUAGGAAGGCGAGGGCAAUUGUUGACAAGGCAGAGGCUUGUGGUGUUGAUGUUAGAGCUUUGCGGGGAGAAUGGCAGCAUCAGGAGCCCGAGUAA